AUGUACCGUCCCACAAGACCACCAAGUCUGGAUUUCCAGCUUUUACGCCAGAAAAAGAGAUUAUCGCUACUGGGAAGGCCAUCACCCGCCUAUGGUGAAGCAGCUAGUGCCAGAAGCAGCUUGGUGAGCCCAACUCAGCGAAAUCAUCCGGUGCGCAAUUCAUCGUCCAGUCGACUGCUUCCUGGGCUCGGUCUUCCAGACUACCCCCGGCAACGGUAUACUUACCACGCCUCCGGCGGCUUCCGGACUUCGACCAUAUCUGAAGAUGCUCCCAGCGAAGGGGAACUUGCCUCGGAAAUCUCCGCCGCCAUUCUGAGGGAAACUGAGGAGAACGCUGCGGCGGAACAACCGUCGACAACGCUCAAGAUCUGGGGCGCAGUCGCCAGAUGUCUAGAAGAAAUUACCGUGUCGCUUGGACCGCCGAAUCCAGGUGCGCCGGCGGUAUCUGCACCCCCGAGCAUAGCAUACGCUCCACAGCUAAGAGCUACUCCAUCCAUAAGGAGAAUGUCGAACUCGGUACAAUCGGUGGGAUCGCGAAGGACGUCUUACGAUGUUGGGGCCAGAAACGAUAUUCCGUCCCGGCAUCAGAGGGUGAUGAGCAGCAGUUCCAUCCGAAGCGGCCGACAGGAACGCGAUCUGGAAGCGACGUAUGCGAUGGAUGGGCAGGGCAUGGAGGGAUACUCGUGCCCAUUCCGGGUGCGCAACCCGGUUCGCUUCAACAUCCGUGACCACGAAGUUUGCGCCAUGACUUCUUUCGAAUCACUGGCCGACUUGCGACACCAUGUUAUGUCAUAUCAUAGAAGGCGCGCAAUGCCUCACCAAUGUCAGCGAUGCAAAGUCGGAUUCCCCACGCAGAAAGGGUUGGACGAACACCUGAUGCUGCCCAGGGAUGAAAUGUGUGACACAGUCCCCGCGGAAACACCCCGCAAUCCCGAGGAUGGGAUAUCUGAGGAUGUUGAUAGAACUUUAGCUUCUGGCAAUGGGAUCCGAACCUGGGAUGACUUGUGGCGUCUGGUCUUUCCCCUGGAUGAUCAGAUUCCUAGUUCUGACUUCCAUCCCGUCAUCGAACUAGCCGAAGUCGAGCAGCAAUUUGACGAAGGUCAAGAAGCGCUGAAAUUGCACUUGCAAGAGACACUCCGGCUCUUUCUUCCGGAGGCCAUCGACGACGCCUACCGCAACUUUUUGACCGGUCAACUGGAACUGGUCUUUGAGGCACACAAAGCCAACACCAUCAGAAAGUGUCUCCACCGUAUUCAUGGCAACACCAACAACGACACCACCGGCGGACAAGGCACCUCGCCAGAGGACAAGAGGCGACGAUCCUCAAGCGGCGCUGAGAAUGUCAACCUAGCGCGCCGUUCAACGCGCAGGAACCGCCAAAGCGCCAUAUUCAGUGGUUCUCGUGCUCAAGAAAGGCAGUCAUCAUCAACAUCAGAUGGCCUGUUCUCCCCUUCUCUGCUACCACCGUGGCAGUCAAGACGGGGAAGCAACGGUCUCAGUAAUAUCAGCAACAAUAACAGCAAACCCGCAUCACGACGAAUGUCAGACAGCGCCCGCGGCCGACCAAACCUCACCAGCAAUCCCCCAACCAGCCCCAGACGUCUCUCCCCCCACCCAACGCCCACCCUUUCUGUUUCAGCAACGGUAGCGACCAACGAGUCUGACGACGCAGCUCUCAAGGCACCCACCACACCCGCUUCCUCCUCUGGUUCAGCGCCGCUCAUCCACGUAGCAGCCCAAGGAGGUGGGGUUUCCGACUUAUUCAUCUCGCACGACUCAGGCUGCGCCUGCACUUCCCCCUCCACCUGCCGAUGCAACGAACUCCUAGCCCUUGGCAUCCACCAUAACAGCCACAACAACCAUUAUCACGGACAUCCUCCCGCCCGCCCCAAAACCGCACCAAUCCCUUACCGAGAGCGUAUGGAAGAGCUGUCGGUUCUCAAGCAUCGGUUGCGCCAUCAGCCUGCUCUGCAAGUCAGGACGACAGGCAUCGACUUGACUGGGGGAUUAGAGGGGCGAAGGGCUUGGACGGGUGAUGUCCGGAUGUAUGAUGAAGAGGACACUGACGAUGAUGAGGAUUCGAAUAACGUGUUCUUGAGGCCAAAGACUGGAGAGAGUUUUGAUUUGGCUUUUCGAGGAGCGAUGUCAGCGAGGGAUGUAAGGGAGUCGUACUCGCCGCAGAGCUUCAAAGAGAGGUUGUUGAGUAGAGGGAGCAGUGUUAGGAGGGUGAAGCAGCUGGAAGUUGAAGAUGGUGUUGGCGAGGAGACUCAGGGGCAAGAAAUGGGACUAAACGGCAGUGGCUCCGAGGGGACGUCAAGUCAGAGGGGGAGUUGGAUGGGUUGA
This is a messenger RNA of Neurospora hispaniola, 2343 nucleotides long. RefSeq lists its product as uncharacterized. The coding region runs from base 1 to 2343 and encodes 780 amino acids. The record is from RefSeq and is a predicted model, not a curated record. The transcript is spliced from 2 exons. NCBI's taxonomy places the organism in Eukaryota, Fungi, Ascomycota, Sordariomycetes, Sordariales, Sordariaceae.